AUGAUUACUGUAAUUAUUGCCAUAAUAACAGUAUUGUCAUUAUAUGUAUUUGGCACAAGGACGUAUAAAUACUGGGAGCAGAGGGGAAUCAAAUAUGACAAACCUAUACCGUUCCUGGGCAACAAUGCAAGAAAUUUCCUGAUGCAGGCGAGCCAAACGGAAAUUGUAGUUGAAAUGUACUGGAAGUAUCCGAAAGAGAAGGUCGUCGGGUUCUACCGAGCGUUUCGGCCGGAGCUUGUGGUGAGGGAUCCCGAGAUUGUGAAACGAGUUUUGACAACCGAUUUCAUACACUUUUAUCCACGCGGUAUAAACUCACACAAGAAAGUAAUUGAACCGAUGCUGCGUAAUUUGUUCUUCGCGGACGGUGACGUCUGA
Messenger RNA from Parnassius apollo (apollo), 375 nucleotides. Lineage: Eukaryota; Metazoa; Arthropoda; Insecta; Lepidoptera; Papilionidae. The record is from the annotation of a GenBank genome assembly.